AUGGCUCCGAUUCGCAGCGCGGCCGUCUGUCUCGCCGCGGUCGGCGCAUGGAACUUGCUCUCGCAGGCGUUCGUCGCGCCCCGGCCGAGCAUGUCGCCUCGUACUGGCCACGUGGCCAUGCGCGCAGCGUCGAACACGGCUGGUGGCGGAUUUGCUCGUGGCCCGCUGGUGGUGUACAUGGACGCGCUCAUAGAUGCGGCCAACAAUGCCGGCGAGAGUGUGGCCGUCACGAAGGACGUGAUGAGGUACAAACGCUUAAGGGAGAAGAUGACCGCCGACAUGCAGUUCGAGCUGGCGACGGCGCUCAACCAGCCUGGCACAUCUGAACUCGAACAGGCCUCGGCCACCGUCGAAAUUAUGGGCCCCUGGGAGUCCACCGUGUUCCCCAAGUUCGUCACGUUCCUCGCCAAGAAGAGGCGCUUCAAGUCGCUGAGGGCGAUCUGCGAGGAGUACGUGUCCUUCCUCUACGCGCGCGAGUCCAUCGAGCCCGUCACCGUGUUCUCGGCGGCGAAGCUCACGGACGAGCAGGUCGACAAGAUCAAGGCGAAGAUGGCGGAUAAGCUCGGGGUCCGCGACAUCAAACUCAUCCAGCAGGUCGACCCGAGCCUCCUCAGCGGCUUCAAGAUCGAGUGGCGCUACACAGACCCGGAGAACCCGUUGAUCGGCGCCGAGUCGAUUGAUUUGUCCCUCCAGUCCGCGCUGGAGCAAGCCGCCAUCAGCGGACGCUGA
This is a messenger RNA of Prorocentrum cordatum, 729 nucleotides long. Lineage: Eukaryota; Dinophyceae; Prorocentrales; Prorocentraceae. The record is from the annotation of a GenBank genome assembly.